Lolium rigidum is the source of this 1931-nucleotide messenger RNA. RefSeq names its product protein NUCLEAR FUSION DEFECTIVE 4-like. The record is from RefSeq and is a predicted model, not a curated record. NCBI's taxonomy places the organism in Eukaryota, Viridiplantae, Streptophyta, Magnoliopsida, Poales, Poaceae. Gene Ontology annotation, cellular component: membrane. The transcript is spliced from 3 exons. The coding region runs from base 113 to 1561 and encodes 482 amino acids.
CGUGCUCCCGCUCUGGGCUGCGCUCCUCAUCGGCGCCGCGCAGAACCUCGUCGGAUACGGAUGGGUCUGGCUCGCCGUCACACGACGCGUCGCCGUGCCGCCGCUCUGGGCGAUGUGCAUUCUAAUUUUUAUCGGAAAUAAUGGUGAGACAUACUUCAAUACUGCUGCACUCGUCUCAUGUGUUCAAAACUUCCCCAAGAACCGUGGACCAAUUGUUGGUAUCCUCAAGGGAUUUGCUGGUCUGAGUGGUGCAAUCAUAACACAGAUUUAUGCAAUAAUGCACACGCCUGAUGACGCUGCACUGAUAUUCAUGGUUGCUGUUGGGCCAGCAAUGGUAGUUGUCGCUUUAAUGUUCGUUGUUAGACCAGUUGGGGGUCACAGACAAGUACGGCCGUCUGAUGGUAUAAGUUUCACGUUUGUAUAUAGCGUAUGCUUAGUUUUAGCAGCUUAUCUGAUGGGUGUGAUGCUGCUUGAAGACCUUGUUGGCUUGAGCGAAACAGUUAUGGUUGUGUGUACCAUCAUUCUGAUAGCCCUGUUGCUACUUCCAAUAGUCAUCCCUGUGAUACUCAGCUUCUUUUCAAAUGACGACGAGAGUGCCUAUGCAGCACUGUUACCAUCACCACGAAGAGAAGAAGCAAGUGGUUCAGUACCGUCCGAAGAGCAAAAUGAAGUUAUACUCAGUGAGGUGGAGGAUGUAAAACCAAAAGAUGUUGAUCUACUUCCAGCCUCGGAGAGGCAGAAGAGGAUUGCUGAGUUGCAGACUAGGCUAUUCCAGGCAGCUGCUGUUGGCGCUGUCAGGGUUAAAAGGAGGAGAGGUCCACGACGAGGAGAGGAUUUCACGUUGCUGCAGGCGAUGAUCAAGGCAGAUUUUUGGCUUCUAUUUUUUUCCCUUCUGUUGGGGUCAGGAUCAGGUCUUACUGUGAUUGAUAAUCUUGGGCAAAUGAGCCAGUCACUGGGUUUUGAGGAAAGCCACAUUUUCGUGUCAAUGAUUAGCAUCUGGAACUUCCUUGGACGUGUUGCUGGGGGCUACUUAUCAGAGAUUAUUGUCAAGGAUUACGCAUAUCCAAGGGCAAUUGCCUUAGCGACAGCUCAAGUAUUCAUGGCAAUUGGACACUUCACCUUCGCAAUGGCUUGGCCUGGCACAAUGUACAUUGGCACAUUGCUCAUCGGGCUCGGGUAUGGCGCCCACUGGGCCAUCGUGCCAGCUGCUGCCUCCGAACUCUUUGGCGUGAAGAAUUUCGGAGCAUUGUACAACUUCCUUACUGUCGCAAACCCCGCAGGGUCCCUGGUUUUCUCGGGUAUCAUUGCCAGCGGCAUCUAUGAUUACGAAGCCAAGAAGCAAGCUAGCCAGCACCUGAACUCAAUGGUGGUGACAAUGCCCGGCAGAUUACUUGGAAUGGUCUCAGACGCCACUCCUGCGCUGAAGUGUGAGGGGGCCAUCUGCUUUUUUAUCUCGUCUCUGAUCAUGUCAGGGUUCUGCGUCAUCGCUGUUAUCCUGAGCUUGAUCCUGGUCCACCGGACGAAGAUUGUGUACACCAAUCUGUAUGGUACACCUCGUUGAGGAGCAAAUCAAAGUUAUGGGUAUCGAAGCACAAGGAUGAAGUUUUUUUUUGCGUCGUCCUCCUGCUCACGAACUACACAUAAUUUUAUGGGUCAUGACCACGUCUCCUAGUGGCUACAGACUGAAAGUUCAGUAUGACAGUAUCAUGAAGCAUCGAAGUGUACGGUGUUUUUGUGUGUUCAGUCUGAACUUCUUCAGUUAUUUCUUUGGGUGAGGGGGAAUAAAAUUCUUCAUUGUUUCUAUUUUGGGGGUGAGAUGAACUUCAGUGUUCCGCUGGAACUUUGCAUAUACAUGUGGUCUAUUGUAUGUUUCAUCACGGCUGUUGAAAACUUGAAAUAAAAUAAAUUAUCGGAGCUCUGCAAAUUGGAAA